CUUUUUUUUUUCUUUUUUUCCUCUUGAGCUUUUUCUUUUGUUUCCAUAGUGACAACAGGCAAUGGGACUACUGGGUACCUUGCUGUUGUUACUUGUACUUAUAUGUGCAGCUCUAUUCAUCCUCCUAUUUGGCGAGAAUCCUCGGUUAAGGCAUGGUAUUAUUGGCAAGGCUCAUUCUCUUUUGACAAGUACUUUACCCAAGACCGUCAGCUUUGUUCUUCGUAAAACCAUUGGUCCUACCAAUAUGAAACGACUCGGCAGUUGCUGGUCUUACUGCUGCGAGUCUCGAAAUCCAUUUUUACAAAUAUUUUUUAUUUUGUUAACGUCAGUAUCCAUUGGUGGCUUCUUGAAGCAUGCCUUACCACAUAUUCCUGGUAUUUAUCUCCAUCCCAUUCAUUUGUAUAUUAUCCCAUUUCAAAUCAUUUGCCUGUAUAUUAGCUACUAUAUAGCAUGCACUUCUGAUCCUGGUACUGUUACUGAAAAGAAUGUUCAAUUCUACAUGGAUCUUUUUCCUUAUGAUGGAUUACUUUAUACUCCCAAAGUUUGUCCGACCUGUCACCUUCCAAAGCCAGCAAGAUCCAAACAUUGUUCUUUAUGCAAGACUUGUGUUAGCCAGAUGGAUCAUCAUUGUGCUUGGUUGAAUCGAUGUGUGGGUUACAACAACCACCGAUACUUUUUUAUGUUUUUAUUCUAUUUGACCCAGUUUUGUACCUAUGGCUUUUAUCUCUGUUUCCAGGUGUACCGUGGUAUGGUGAUUGAAUGGGGUUUGGAUCGCGCUUAUCUUCAUGAUCGGAGAACUGGACAACAAAUUCCACUGACUUUCAGAAAGGCAAUGAUUCAUGUUUUGCAAAAAGAUCGAGUUAUUGGCUCCAUUGGUAUUUUGUCCUUUGUGAUGGGUAUUGUCGUAUUCAUUUUUAUGGUGUAUCAGUUAUAUCUUGCUGGCCGCGGGAUUACUACAAAUGAAGCAUUCAAAUGGGAAAUGUUGGAAGAUGCUAUCGACCGUGGGGAUAUAUGGAUCAUUGAAGAAGAGGAAGAAAAACCAAUCAAACCAAAAAAAUCAAAAAAAUCAAAAGGUUCAAAAAAGAAAAAUGGAUUCAUUAACGACAAUGAUAAAGGGAAACGACAAUUUAUACAGAAACGAACGAUAUCAUCAAGUACUGGCAUCAUUCAAGAACAUCAAGUCAAAAGUUUAGAGGAAGUGGAUAAUAUUUAUGAUCAUGGAUUUUUUAGAAAUUUAUGGAAUAUAUUCUUUCCUAUUAGUGUGCCAUCUUGAUUUAGUGAUAAACUUUUUACGUUGUAUACGAUUGAAAUAAAAAAAAAAACUGUACCUUUA
Halteromyces radiatus is the source of this 1333-nucleotide messenger RNA. RefSeq names its product DHHC palmitoyltransferase-domain-containing protein. Bases 62 to 1273 code for a protein of 403 amino acids. The transcript is spliced from 9 exons. Gene Ontology annotation, cellular component: endoplasmic reticulum; Golgi apparatus. Lineage: Eukaryota; Fungi; Mucoromycota; Mucoromycetes; Mucorales; Cunninghamellaceae. The record is from RefSeq and is a predicted model, not a curated record. Gene Ontology annotation, molecular function: protein-cysteine S-palmitoyltransferase activity. Gene Ontology annotation, biological process: protein targeting to membrane; peptidyl-L-cysteine S-palmitoylation.